Molecule: messenger RNA, 4384 nt
Organism: Paramisgurnus dabryanus
Lineage: Eukaryota; Metazoa; Chordata; Actinopteri; Cypriniformes; Cobitidae
Source: RefSeq, a predicted model, not a curated record
UUUCUCUCCCCUUGUAGUGUCCAGUGACAGAUACCCAGUGCCCUAUGCCCCUACAGUAUUGAGCAGAGUCCCGGACCCCCAUGGCUCCCCCUGCAGAGGGAACACCCCUGGCCCGCUGCCUCGUCCUGGUCCACAGCCUUCUGCUGCUGUUCCCCAGAGGAGUGCCCUGCCGGGGGGCCACACGGGCCCCUGAGUCCCCCUGCCACAAAGCGGAACACCCACUCAUCUCACACACAGAAAUCGAGCCGUGGAUCCACCGGUUCAAAGCUGAGGGCACGGUCGAUUAUUCACAGCUGACCUUUGACCCCGGGCAGAACGAACUGAUCGUAGGCGCCAGAAAUCAUCUCUUCAGGCUACAUUUAGAGGAUCUUUCGUUGAUCCAGGAGGCAGAAUGGCAUUGUGAUGAGUUUACCAAAGGAGCGUGUUUCAGUCGGGGGAAAUCAGAGGAGGAGUGCCAGAAUUACAUCCGCGUCCUACUGGUCAAUGGAGACAGGCUGUUUACCUGCGGCACAAAUGCAUUCACUCCCAUUUGCACCAAUCGCACGCUGACCAACCUGACCGAGAUUCACGAUCAGAUCAGUGGAAUGGCCCGUUGCCCCUAUAACCCCCUGCAUAAUUCAACCGCCCUCAUCACAUCCAGUGGGGAGUUAUAUGCCGCCACAGCUAUGGACUUUUCCGGCAGAGACCCAGCUAUCUACCGAAGCCUUGGAGGACUCCCUCCUUUGCGCACCGCCCAGUACAACUCCAAAUGGCUCAAUGAACCCAACUUCGUUUCUUCCUAUGACAUCGGGAACUUCACCUACUUCUUCUUUCGCGAGAACGCGGUGGAGCAUGACUGCGGCAGGACGGUGUUCUCCCGAGCCGCCCGUGUCUGCAAGAACGACAUUGGGGGACGUUUUCUUCUGGAGGACACGUGGACCACCUUUAUGAAGGCCAGGCUGAAUUGCUCACGGCCGGGCGAGAUUCCCUUCAACUACAAUGAGCUGCAGGGAACUUUUUUCCUGCCGGAGCUGGAGCUGCUGUAUGGAAUCUUCACCACUAAUGUGAACAGCAUUGCUGCAUCGGCAGUGUGCGCCUUCAAUCUGAGCGCUGUUACCCAAGUGUUCAGCGGCCCUUUUAAGUACCAGGAGAACUCGCGCUCCGCAUGGCUGCCCUAUCCCAAUCCCAACCCUGACUUUCAGUGUGGCACUAUAGAUUACGGCUCCUAUGUGAAUCUAACAGAGAGAAACCUUCAGGACGCUCAGAAGUUUAUUUUGAUGCAUGAGGUGGUACAGCCCAUCGUUCCUGUGCCGUAUUUCAUGGAGGACAACGUACGCUUCUCCCAUGUAGCUGUGGAUGUAGUGCAGGGGAAAGACAUGCUCUACCACAUCAUUUAUCUGGCCACAGAUUAUGGCACCAUUAAGAAGGUGCUGUCUCCACUGAACCAGACCAUGGGCAGCUGUUUGCUGGAUGAGAUCGAGCUCUCAACCUCCAAGAAGAGGCAGCCGAUUCGCAGUCUGCUCAUUCUUCACAGUCGCAGUGAGCUGUUUGUGGGAGUCAGGGACCAAGUCAUCAAAAUCCCCCUCAUGCGUUGCAACUUCCAUAAGUCUAGAGAUGCCUGUGUGGGGGCCAGAGAUCCGUACUGCGGCUGGGAUCUGAUGCUUAAAAAAUGCACCACCCUGGAAGAGAGCGUCAGCAUGAGCCAAUGGGAGCAGAGCAUCACAAAGUGUCCUGUGAGAAACGUGACUGUGGAUGGACACUUUGGCAGCUGGUCGGGAUGGAAAACUUGUAGUCAUAGCGAUGGAAGCAGCGUCGGCUCGUGCCAGUGUCGGACCCGAGCAUGUGACAGUCCGAGCCCUCAGUGUGGAGGACAACCUUGCCAGGGAAUUAGUGUCGAGGUGGCAAACUGCUCCAGGAACGGUGCCUGGACGCCGUGGACGGCCUGGGCUCCUUGCAGCACCAGCUGUGGAAUCGGAUUCCAGGUCCGACAACGUUCCUGCAGCAACCCCACGCCCCGACACGGAGGACGAGUUUGUGUGGGGCAGAACCGUGAGGAGAGAUACUGCAACGAGCACCUGCCCUGUCCCCCGCAUGUCUAUUGGUCAGCAUGGUCUCCAUGGGAACGCUGCACGGUUCCAUGUGGUGGUGGGAUCCAGUCUCGACGCCGAACGUGUGAGAAUGGAAACGAGUGUCCUGGAUGCAGUGCAGAAUUCCAAUCCUGUAAUACCCUCCCUUGCCCGGAUCUAAAGAAGACUACUCCCUGGACACCGUGGACACCAGUGAAUAUCUCGGACAAUGGCGGCCACUACGAGCAGAGGUUUAGAUACACCUGUAAGGCGCGUGUACCCGAGCCCAGUCUGCUGGAGGUGGGGAGGCAACGUAUCGAGAUGCGCUACUGCUCCAGUGACGGCUCCACCGGCUGCUCUACUGACGGAGAUUUGCUGCGCUCCGGCCGUAUCACCGGAAUGACAGUAAAUGGAGGUUGGUCCGCCUGGGGGCCCUGGAGCCAGUGCAGCCGGGACUGCAGUUCAGGAGUACGAAACCGAAAACGCACCUGCUCGAACCCCAAACCCAAAUACGGAGGUAUUACCUGCCUCGGGCCCGCCCAGGAGUUUCAAGAGUGUAACUCUACCCCAUGUCCAGUGGACGGAAGCUGGUCAUGCUGGUCACCUUGGUCCAAAUGCUCGGUGACAUGCGGCGGAGGCCACUACAUGCGCACACGCAGCUGUAACAACCCUCCACCUGCCUACGGUGGUGAUAUCUGCCUGGGUUUGCAUACUGAAGAGGCCCUCUGUAACAUCCAACCCUGCCCUGAGAGCUGGUCUGAUUGGUCCGAAUGGUCUCCCUGCGACUCAUCAGGUUCCCAAGUUCGACUGCGGCACUGUGAAGUCUUGUUUCCCACCGGAAACCAGUGCUCGGGCAACAGCAGUGAAACCCGCGCCUGUCUGCCCAUCUCAAACUUCAUCCCAGAAACUUCUGUUGCACGCUCAAGUCAAGAAGAAAGAUGGUGCGGAGACUUCAAUGUGUUUCACAUGAUUGCCGUAGGCCUGAGCAGCUCUAUACUGGGCUGUCUGGUGACCUUGCUGGUGUACACUUAUUGUCAGAGAUACCAGCAGCAAUCCCAUGAUGCCACAGUCAUCCACCCUAUCUCUGCUGCCCCACUUAACACCAGCAUCACCAAUCACAUCAACAAACUGGACAAGUAUGAUUCGGUUGAAGCCAUUAAGGCUUUCAAUAAGAAUAACUUGAUGCUGGAGGAAAGAAAUAAAUAUUUCAACCCUCAGCUAGCAGGAAAAACAUACACCAAUGCCUACUUCACUGACGUUAAUACCUAUGACGACUUUUAAAAUGGAUUUAUGUUUCCAGUCAUCUUCACUUUGGAGGACUUCAAGCACCUAUUGAUUUUUGGCCUUUUUUGCUUUGUGGUUCGCCUAGAAAAAAAAAAAAUAUGUGGAACAAUUUACUGUCAAAUACUAAUAGAGCUGUACAGAACCGUUUUUACCGUUAACAAAGACAUCAUGCUCACGAGAUGUGUGGAGAUCGCUAAUGAACAUGAACUUGCCCAUGGUGGACAAUAAAAGCAGGCUUCAUUGAGAUGUGAAAUCCAAAAAAAGAAAAACUCUGUGAAAGACCUACCGUUAAAGAGAUGGCACAUGGACGCUUUGCAUGAUUUUCAUCGUGUUUUCCUUUAUUGUUGCUUCAUUUAUUUGCAUGGUUAUUGCAUUCCAGUGUUGUUUGUGGGCGGGGCCUUUAUCUAUAUGGGUGGAGCCUUUCUUGGACUGAUUUGUCUCCUGUGCCUAUAAAAGGACCUAUUGUGGUCGCCGGUGCGUAUUUGCCUGGCCUAAAAAGAAACUCACAACACAUACAAUCGAUGUAGAUACGAAGGUCUCUGAAAAUGUGUUCAUGUAUCUUAAAAUUUGGGGCCCUUGUCAAGUCAAGCUCUUAACAAUGGUUGGAAUCUCUGUGAUUUUGUUGUACAAUACACUUUUCAUGAAGCAUAUGUCAGUGUAGCUUUUAUAGACGAGCCUAUUCUAAAAACAUAACCCUAUUCAGCCACCUGCAGAAGAAUACUAUUAAGAAAACUCUUAUUAACAACAUUUGUCUUUGUGGUGUAAAGUCUGCAAAAAAGAGAGAGAAUGUGAACCCCAAUGGGACCUUUUUUGUAUUCCGUUGAUUAUUUGAAUAAUAUCAGCAUAUUUCUAUAUUUGUUUAGUUUAGUUGUUCACGAGGAGAUUCGUAUUAAUGAACACGAACUGUGCAUCUGAAUGAAUUACUUAUUCAUUUAACCAUCCGUUCAUUAUGGACAGGUGUGUUUAGUGCUCAUUUCAAUUUCUACUAAUUCUUUUCUACUUGUAAAACUUUUUUUGCUUGUUUAAAUGUGCAUAAAUUAAAAUUGCUUCAUAUA